Molecule: messenger RNA, 825 nt
Organism: Chrysochloris asiatica (Cape golden mole)
Lineage: Eukaryota; Metazoa; Chordata; Mammalia; Afrosoricida; Chrysochloridae
Product: immunoglobulin superfamily member 3-like
Exons: 6
Coding region: 1-825 (274 amino acids)
Biological process (GO): immune response; immunoglobulin production
Source: RefSeq, a predicted model, not a curated record
AUGAGCUCCCAGAUUCUUACCCUCCUACUGCUCUGGAUCACAGGAUCCAGUGGAGAUAUUGUGCUGACCCAGUCUCCAGCUUCCAUGGCAUUUUCCCCAGGAGAGAGAGUCACCAUGAACUGCAAAGCCAGCUCAAGUGUAAGCACUAGUUACUUACACUGGUACCAACAGAAGCCAGGAGCCAGUCCAAAGCUCCUUAUUUAUGGUACAUCCAACCUGGCCUCUGGGAUCCCUGGCCGGUUCAGUGGCAGUGGCUCGGGGACAGAUUACUCUCUGACCAUCAGCAGCAUCCAGGCAGAAGAUGAUGGCAUUUACUACUGUCAUCAGUGGGACAGCAGCCCACCCACAGUAGCCCUGGGAGGCAGGACAUGGGGAAUAGAUAUUGAGGGAUCCAGUGGACAAAUUGUGUUGACCCAGUCUCCAGCUUCCAUGGAAUUCUCCCCAGGAGAGAGAGUCACCAUGAACUGCAAGGCCAGCUCAAGUGUAAGCACUAGUUACUUACACUGGUACCAACAGAAGCCAGGAGCCAGUCCAAAGCUCCUUAUUUAUGGUACAUCCAACCUGGCCUCUGGGAUCCCUGGCCGGUUCAGUGGCAGUGGCUCGGGAACAGAUUACUCUCUGACCAUCAGCAGCGUCCAGGCUGAAGAUGCUGCAAUGUACUACUGUGGGAAAUUGCAAAGACUAUGGAGUCUUGAAAUAUCUGCAGCUAAUACUUCAAAUGACUUGAAAAUGAAAGAUCUGAACACCAAGAAAAGGGCUCAGCUUCAUACCUCCUUAUUGCUCUGGGUUAUGCACUAUACAAAUAUCUUCUUUGAUACUGAGUAA